Molecule: messenger RNA, 1632 nt
Organism: Triticum dicoccoides
Lineage: Eukaryota; Viridiplantae; Streptophyta; Magnoliopsida; Poales; Poaceae
Product: F-box/LRR-repeat/kelch-repeat protein At2g27520-like
Exons: 3
Coding region: 228-1394 (388 amino acids)
Molecular function (GO): protein binding
Source: RefSeq, a predicted model, not a curated record
GCUUGCAAGUUUCCCACCACCCAUCCUCCUCCUCCUUUACUACGCCUGCUUCGCCAAGAAGACUCCGCGCCCGCUCAUCGCCUUCUUCCCCUCAUGUUGUCUUCCAACCAAGACAAGAUUUCAGCCGUGCGUUGUGGCCGAUCGUCAGUCCAGAGACGCCGCCGGGAACGGAACACCGUCGCGACGCCGCCGGAAAUCGCCGCUCCAGACUACGCGUAGCAAUCAGCAUGCCGAAAAGCAGCGGCGUGACCGUGUUCGACGACCUGCCCGAGUGGCUUGUCGUUGACGAGAUCCUUGUCCGGCUGCCGGCCAAGGAUGUACUCCGCUGCCGUGCCGUCCGCAAGUCGUGGCGCGGCGGCACUUCCACCAACGCGUUCAUCCUCAACCACCACCGCCACCAGCCCUCGCUCCCCAUCAUCCGAAACACGGAGGGCAUCUAUCGCCAUGUCGGAUCCCCUACUGAUCAAAAGAUACAGCGUGUCCUCCGGCACGCAGAUCCCUUUACAAACGAGAUGACUGUAUGUCAUGCUGCUUGUGAUGGCCUCCUCAUCCUGGAGAAGCAAUCCAAUUUCUACAUCUGCAACCCUACCACCCGCAAGUGUGCUUCCCUGCCACAUCCUCCAGAAUGGUCACGCACCAGCGCCAUCAGCGUAGUCGGCUUCUACCGGCUCCACACAUCUGGAGAACACCGUGUUCUCUGGGUGUCAUACUCAAAACAAGUGUCGUACUUGGUAUUCAUUGGGGCUGCCGUCUCAACUGAGUUGCCUGAUUACUUCGUACUCACAGUGGGAUCGGACCAGCCAAGAUGCAUCCAAUGGUCGAUAGUUUCAAAACAUGGAUAUCCAUCUACCCUGUCCCACAUUUCUCCACCAGUGCAUAAUCGUGCUUGCCUGCAUUGGGCAACAGGCUUCAGCAUAACGGUAUUUGACACCGUAGCCGAGACAUUCUGGCAGAUGAGCCGCCCAGCACAGUUGGGUGAUAAGGUGUCAUUGUUGGUUAUGGGCGGUUCCCUUGCCUUGUGCUGCACCACCAAUGACUGUGUCAAUUUAGAUGUUUGGGUGUUGCAGGACUAUGAUGCUGAGACCUGGGGCUUUCAGUACCGGUUUAACUUGUCAGCAAUGGAGGCAUUGCCACCGUUUAAGUUUGACUUCAAUACUCUCCCUAGGAUGGCUGUGAUCAAUGAGCGUGAGUUGUUGAUCGAGCAGUGUGUUGGCCGUCUGUUGCAUUGCGACAUUGAUGGUGUGUUUUUAGGAUAUGUGGGAACCAAAGAGCCUGGGAAGCACUUUAUGCUAACUAUGCAGCGCCUCCAAGAGAGCAUGAUUUCAGUCCCAUUGUUUGAGGCGCAGGAAGAAGAUGCUGUGAACAAGGAGCCUCCAUUCGUCAUGGUGCUAUAAGAUGCCAGGCUCCAUCUUAAUGAUUUGGACUAGCUGUUUGCUGUGCUUAUGGAAUAUCUAUGCUGUACGAACUUUUUAGUACUAGUAGAACCGAAUUGUAUGUCUGAAGUAGCGGUUCGUCACUUGGUGCUUGUUGUGCUAUCUCGAGCGUCAUGUUGAUGUUGUAAACAAUGGUGUGUCUAUGCUGUUGCUAUAUAGUACUGUUAUCGUGUUCAUGUUCACCCCUGUUGACUUUCAG